Molecule: messenger RNA, 519 nt
Organism: Adineta steineri
Lineage: Eukaryota; Metazoa; Rotifera; Eurotatoria; Adinetida; Adinetidae
Source: the annotation of a GenBank genome assembly
AUGAAUCAACAAUCAUCACCGAAUCAAAACGAUCAAUUACCAUCACCUACUAAUUCUUUUUUACAACAACGUCCGCCAUUUCAAAUUACUGAACGACGCAAUUCAAUAAAUAGUUCAUUUCGAACAUUUACGCCAGUGGCAUUUUUUCAUCAUAGUGUUAGAAACAACGAAAUUAGAUUACAAAAUAAUUUCAUGGGUAUGGAACGACGUGCUCUUGCUAUAGCGACAGCACCUCGUCGAAAAAGAAAUGACGACGAUGAUGAUGAUAAAGAAGAUAUUCAACAACAAAAAAAUAUGCUUGACCUUAACAAAUCACCAACGUCACCAAUACCUAUUCCAACUGCAAGUUAUCAUCAUCAUUCAUUACCUCAAACUCAGGCUGAUUUAAAUUCUUUACCUAUAUUUCGUAUUAGUCCACCAUCUCAAAAUAACUUCGAAGAAAUCGAUCACUCAUAUAUUUACAAUCCACAUCGGAGAUUUUAUUCAUCUCUAUCUUUACCAAAUAAAAAUGAACACUAA